CCCUACUAUUAAGCAAACAUGUGUAAAUACCCAAACAUGUGUAACUGCUACAUUCGGCGACAAAGUCGGCCCAUAUAACUUCUAAACUCGGGCCCUCACUAUCAUAAAACUCCAAAACUCAAGCAGCCCGGCCCUCUACUUGAGCCCCAUUGCAUCAGAAGCCCAAAAUCACAAGGAUGGCGAACUCCAACCCUCUCCGCCAGCUCCUCCUCCGUUGGCCGACGUACGCCGCUGAGCUUUGCGGUACGAGAGUCUGUAACUCAGGCAUUAACGAUUGGCGGUCUCGCUAUUCCACUGCCAUACCCGAAGCCUUUGCGCAAGAGGAAAAUCCCGGCGAGAAGAAUGAUUCAAAAUGGUUCACUUUGCCACCGUACACUGACACAGUAAACGGCACCGCUUUAGGUCAGGAGCUCGCCGGCAGAUGGCGGGAAUCCAGAAAGUAUGCCAUUAACGCCUCUGAAACUCCAAAAUCCGCCACCGCCGUUGCUUCAACGACGGCUCUGAAAUGGAUUCUCCAGUGCUGCCCCGACCUUCCGAGAAGCCUUGUUCAGAAGCUUUUUCGACUCAGACAGGUUCGAAGAGAAUCGUCAAACAUAGAAGAUUCUGACUCCAGUGCUCAUUUACAAAAACCUCGACUGAAAAGGGUGACAGCUAAAGACUCCAUGAACUUGGGAGACCGAAUAUUUCUUCCAAUUACUGUAAAAGAGCUCCCCGUUGAGAAAAAAGAGUUGCAUUGCAAUGGAGAAGAAGUCAACUUUAUUCGUAGUCUUGAGUUAUAUAAGGAUCCAGCCAUUAUUGUUGUCAAUAAACCUCCUGGAAUGCCUGUUCAGGGUGGUAUUGGAAUCAAAACAAGUUUAGAUGAACUGGCUAUUACUUGCUUGAGUUAUGACUACUCAGAACCCCCUCGGCUGGUACACAGACUUGACAGAGAUUCUAGUGGGGUUUUGGUCAUGGGACGGACCCAAACAAGUGCGACAGUUUUGCACUCGAUAUUCCGUGAGAAGACAUUUGGAGCAUCUGGAGAUGAAGCUCUUAAUGAAAAAAGAGUUCUGGAAAGAAGAUAUUGGGCACUCGUCAUUGGAUCUCCGAGACAUCCCAAGGGUUUAGUUUCAGCUCCCUUAGGAAAGGUGGUGGUGGACAAUGGAAAAUCUGAGCGAAUUACAGUUGUGAACAAUUCACAAAGUUUGUCAUCUCAGCAUGCAGUUACGAAGUAUAAAGUGAUAGGAUCAUCAUCUCAUGGUUACACGUGGUUAGAGCUCUCUCCUCUUACAGGUAGAAAGCACCAGCUCCGUGUCCAUUGUGCUGAGGUUUUGGGGACACCAAUUGUUGGAGACUACAAAUAUGGGUGGCAGGCUCAUAGAAACUUUAAACCUUUAAGUUUGCCUAAUGUUGAGAGCCAACAUGAGGAGUUGCCAAAGAGGAAAAACCUCCCGUUUGGCCUUAACAUGCAAAAUGGAAGUAUUUCAGAGAAACAUCCUCGACUACAUCUUCAUUGUAAACAAUUGGUUUUGCCAAACAUAACUCAGGUUUUGCAAAAUCUGCAACAGUAUUCAAACUAUGAUCUUUCACAACUAGAAAGCCUCAAGUUGGAUGCUCCUAUGCCUUCCUACAUGGAAAGAAGUUGGGAUAUCACAAAUUUCUAAGCUUUAGUACAUUGGGACAUCACAAGCUGGAUGCCCCUCGGAUUAGCAAAAUGGUUCUGGUAAGACUCCCUAUACUUAUUCUGCAAAUGUAUGUUUGCAAGGCAGAUUCUUCUUUUGGAGUCGAGUAAUCCUUGGCUGUUAUCACAUGACGUUUGUGAAUAUAUUGAGUCGAACCAAGGUGCUACCUCAUUAAAUCCGACGGGAAGAGAGAAAGACAGUUGCUUCAGCUAUUUUCUGCCUGUGGCAACCAUAAUACAUGUUAGGCAUAUUUUCAGUUGCUAAUUUCAAGGUCUCUUGACAAAAUGGCCCUCAAAUUGUAUCUUAUUUUAUUUAUGCUCCCAAUUCAAUUUAGAGAAAUUAUAGGAAAUGACCAAAAUAAAGGCAUCAAGAAGCUAAUAUCCUCAUUUUUUAAAUUGUAGAAAAAUGACCAUUUUACAUUGUUGAUUAUCUAAAUUGUCCUUUUUU
This is a messenger RNA of Humulus lupulus (European hop), 2108 nucleotides long. Its product is annotated as RNA pseudouridine synthase 4, mitochondrial. The record is from RefSeq and is a predicted model, not a curated record. Bases 177 to 1643 code for a protein of 488 amino acids. Gene Ontology annotation, molecular function: RNA binding; pseudouridine synthase activity. The transcript is spliced from 10 exons. Lineage: Eukaryota; Viridiplantae; Streptophyta; Magnoliopsida; Rosales; Cannabaceae. Gene Ontology annotation, biological process: pseudouridine synthesis.